Messenger RNA from Cladocopium goreaui, 483 nucleotides. Lineage: Eukaryota; Dinophyceae; Suessiales; Symbiodiniaceae. The record is from the annotation of a GenBank genome assembly.
AUGUCCUUCGGAGAAAACGUGAUCGUUGGCCUCCAAAAUAUGGUGAUCAUCGUGCUAUUCUGGCAGUACAGCCCACAGCUGCCACGGCUUCCACGGGUCGCGGGCUCCGCAAUCUUCUUGCUGGCCAGUGUGGCAGUUUUGGUCUUAGGCUUGCCUGCCGCGGCUCUGGCGGCUCUGGGCGGUGCGCCCAUCUUCCUAGGCAAUGGCGCGAAAGUUCCCCAGAUCUUGAAGAACAUGUCGCAAAAACACACGGGGACCAUGUCCGUAGUGCCGGCCUUUCUAGGCUUCGCCGGGUGCAGUGUCCGCGUAUUGACGUCCAUCUUGCAGAUGCCGGAAGAUUUGCUGGCGAUCAUGAACCCCUUGACUGCAGCGCUGAUGUGGUUCGUGCUACUGGUACAGUUUUUGAUGUUCUAUGAGGCCACUAAGAAGGUGCAAGAAGAGGCAGAGGCGAAAAAGAAAGCGGCCGCCAAGAAAGCGGAGUGA